Molecule: messenger RNA, 2256 nt
Organism: Parnassius mnemosyne (clouded apollo)
Lineage: Eukaryota; Metazoa; Arthropoda; Insecta; Lepidoptera; Papilionidae
Source: the annotation of a GenBank genome assembly
AUGUCUACUACAAUAAAAUCAGCAAACGUGAGUUUGAAGCCUAUUGAAGUACCAAAGGCUUUGCAAGAAGGAGAAAAAUUUAUUAAGUGGGAUGAGGAUUCUGGCGCUGGUCUUCCUGUUACGCUACGCGUUGAUCCCAAGGGCUUCUUUUUGUUUUGGACCGACCAGAACAUGGAGGUGGAGAUGCUGGACAUAGCUACCAUCAGAGAUGUACGAACAGGAGUCCAUGCAAAAGUGCCUAAGGAUCAAAAGAUUCGGAACGUGGUGCUGAUCGGGUCGCAAGGUUCAUUGGAGGAGAAGACAGUAACAGUAUGUUACGGCGCCGACUUUGUCAACGUCACUUUCGUGAACUUUUGCUGUACUAGAAAGGAUAUUGCUCAGAUGUGGACCGACGAACUGUUCGCGCUCGCGUACAACUUGAAUCAGCUGAACAAUCCAACCAUCAAGUUUCUUGAGAAGCUGCAUACGAAGAUCGUCCUCAAGGCGGACAAGUCGGGAAAAAUACUUGUCAAAAACAUAGUCCGACUGUUCGCCCAGAACAAAGAGGACAAAAAGCGAGUGGAGAAAGCACUCAGCGAGUCCGGCCUGCCGACUGGCAAGAACGACACCAUCAGCCAGUCCAAGUUCCAGUUUGAAGAUUUUUUCGCCUUCUAUAAAAGCCUUACGCAGCGCACCGAAGUACAGAAGAUCUUUAAUAGUCUCACAGACAACAAGCCCCACUUGUCGGCCAACCAGUUGGUCGACUUCCUGAACGACGUGCAACGGGACCCACGACUUAACGAGAUAUUGCAUCCGUAUGCCGACAUCCAGCGCGCUAAGGACCUCAUUAAAACCUACGAGUACAAUAAGUAUCAUCAACAGAGAUCACAGCUGACCUUCGACGGAUUCCUCAGGUUUCUAAUGUCUGAGGACAACCCGAUAGUGGCGCCCAGCAAGUUGGACCUAUGCGACGACAUGGAGCAGCCGCUUGCGCACUAUUUCAUCAACAGUUCGCACAACACCUACCUCACCGGUCACCAAAUCACCGGCAAAUCUAGCGUCGAGAUAUAUAGGCAGAGUCUGCUCGCUGGAUGCAGAUGCGUGGAAUUGGACUUCUGGAACGGCCGCACAGAAGAGCCGGUCAUAGUUCACGGGUACACGUUCGUGCCGGAGAUAAGCGCGCGCGAAGUCCUGGAGGCGAUCGCUGAGAGCGCUUUCAAGACGUCCGACUUCCCGGUUAUCCUGAGCUUCGAGAACCAUUGCAAUCCUCGACAACAGGCCAAGAUCGCCAACUACUGCCGGGAUAUCUUCGGUGAUAUGCUUCUCGAUCGUCCACUCGACUCGCAUCAACUCGAACCAGGAGGGGAACUCCCGCCACCAUCACUGCUUCGCCAUAAGAUAAUAAUUAAGAACAAGAAAAAGCAUCACCACCACCAUAAGAAGGAAGGCUCGGUGGGAUCUGAAGACUUUGAGGCACGCGAACAAGCACCCUCGCAAGGAAACGGCGAAAUAGCGCAUGGACCGCUUACACGACAGGGUUCAAAGGAGUCGUCCGAAUCUUCGGAAUCCGAGUCGUCGUCGGGCGAGGAGGAAGGCGAUGUGCCCGGCGAGGGCGCCGCGGGCGGGGCGCCCGGCGUCGCGCCGGAGACGCACGCGGCGGCCGAGAUCUCCGCGCUCGUCAACUACGUGCAGCCCGUGCACUUCAGCUCCUUCGAGAAUGCCGAGAAGAAGAACCGCUUCUACGAGAUGUCCUCGUUCGACGAGAAGCAGGCUACCACGCUGUUGAAGGAACGACCCAUAGAGUUCGUCAACUACAACAAACACCAGCUCUCCCGAGUCUAUCCGGCGGGGACGCGCUUCGAUUCUUCAAAUUUUAUGCCUCAGGUAUUCUGGAACGCGGGUUGCCAGCUGGUGGCGCUCAACUUUCAGACGCUGGAUCUGGCGAUGCAGCUGAAUCUUGGCGCAUUCGAGUACAAUCGGCGGUGUGGUUAUAUAUUAAAACCUGAAUUUAUGCGGCGGAAGGAUCGCAGACUGGACCCGUUCGCGGAGAGCACGGUGGACGGCAUCAUCGCGGGGUCGCUGUCGGUGACGGUGCUGUCGGGGCAGCUGCUGACGGACAAGCGCUGCGGCACCUACGUCGAGGUGGACAUGUUCGGCCUGCCCGCCGACACCGUGCGCAAGAAGUUCCGCACGCGCGUCGCGCCCAACAACGCCAUCAACCCCGUCUACGGGGACGAACCCUUCGUCUUCAAGAAGGUAAAUAUUAUUAAAAUAUAA